Messenger RNA from Lodderomyces margitis, 2787 nucleotides. RefSeq names its product Vac7p (gene VAC7). NCBI's taxonomy places the organism in Eukaryota, Fungi, Ascomycota, Pichiomycetes, Serinales, Debaryomycetaceae. The record is from RefSeq and is a predicted model, not a curated record. Gene Ontology annotation, cellular component: PAS complex; fungal-type vacuole membrane. Gene Ontology annotation, biological process: protein localization to vacuolar membrane; vacuole inheritance; positive regulation of phosphatidylinositol biosynthetic process. The coding region runs from base 1 to 2787 and encodes 928 amino acids. The transcript has a single exon.
AUGUCGGACGAUACACAUAACAAAAUCAAAAGUGAUGCUCCUUCUGGUAGCCUCGUGCUGGAAAAAGAAGAGGGCAGAGCUAAAGUUUCAAAUAACGAACAGGAGGAUACAGAUAUGAAAAACAACAGACUCAAAGACAGCAGAGUGAGAAACUUAUCUUCAAAAAAUACAAAAAACUUGGAAAUAGCAACAAAAAGCCAUAGCAAACUUGAUGAUCGUACUGCUCAGGCACUUCCCAAUAAGAGCAAAAAGGCAGCUGACGAGCAAAAGACGCCGACUCCAAGCGUCCCUGAAAGUCAAGCGCGAGUUGCACAGAGCAAUAAUUCAUCAAAUGGGGCUCCCAAGAUUGGAAUGAGUCAACACGUAACUUCAAACGGCAGCACAGCGACACCAAGACUGUCUCAUACUUUGCAACCCAACCCACAACUAAACAAGAACACAAUAAACAAUAUCAAUAAAUCUUUGAAAGCGAAGCAAAAGAUCAUACAUUCAAAAGAGCCACAUCCAAAGAACGCCGCACUUAUUUCGAACAUGAUAAACAAGUCGCCGCAGUCAUCGGUGUUUCCAAACUUGUCAGCCGGCCCAAGCAAGAUAGAUUUGGAGUUGGCAACACAACCCCACUCUACGAUAUUGAAAAACGGUGCCGUUACCUCCCCCACACCAACUCUUCGGGCAAGUAGCAGAGUUGCAAAUGAUGAAAAUACAAAGCAUGAUAUGACACGACUACCUCAGUCGUCGCUAUCUUCUCUUCCACAGUCACAGACAGAAGUUCAAACUAGGCAACAAUCACAACAGACUCAUCACUCGGCAAACUUCACACUUCAUCCCAACAUAUCAAAUUUAAAUACAUCUUCGAUGGCCAACCUAAAUGAUGCAGAUAUGCCAAACAAACAAGCGAAACAGAAGAAGGUUGCCAAACAAAGCUCAACAAAGACUGACUUUUUUGCUGCAAAGCUUGCAAGCGCCGUGGAUGACGUAGAAAGCAGUGACAGUGAUGAAACCUUUGUUUAUGAAAACAAUGACGACACAUUUGAUACAACGAGCAAUGGAAAUCAGAUAAAUAUAGGAGAUGGCGUCAGCAUAAAUGGAAGCGUAAGCGGAGCCCAUGCACCACAUCCUGGUGGCAAGAGACCUCCCUCGGUAUUGGAAGCUGAACAACUCAACGAUAUCAAACCACAUAGGCUAAUGUCUAGUAAGGCUCCGUCUAUUGCAAAUUCGAUGAAUAGUCAAGCGCAUUUGGACACUCAUGUGUUGAGAAGGCCUAUCCAGAGUCGAGCUCUCUCUGGCACCUCAGUCAUUGAGAAUGGCCAACAGAGUCCCUUGCAGGCAGACAUUUCAGAUAGAGUGUCAGAACAGGACCUUAACUUCCCACAAGGUGAUAAAAACAAGAGAGAUGUGAGUGUUUCCCAAUCUAUAAAUGACGGAUCUAAUGACGACGCGUAUUCAUUUCAAGAAAGCGUUGGGGAUAUGGGAAGGGGAACUUCAACCGAAGAUGAGGGCCUGGACAAAGCCAAUCAAGUACAAGCAAAUUCAUCAACAAGUCAAUUACCAUCGCAGCAAUAUCUCCACACCUCACAAACACCAGCAGAGUCGUCAGUGGCUCACUCGGUGUCUAGCAAAAAUGCUAUGAAAAAGGAACUUAAGUCAUCUACAACGUCUUCAAAGCUAAGAUCUACUACCUCAAAACUAUUUGACAAAAAAGGAUCCCAGCCAAGACGGUACAGUACCAUUCCUGACGAUAUUGAUAUAGAAGACUUUGACGACGAACUUAUCUAUUACGACAACAGUGUCAAAUUUCCCCACCCCAAUGAAUCGUCAUCUUUGCUAAAUUCAAACCAAAGAAUCCCGCACUAUCGAUCAUUGAAUUUGAAUCUCCCCAGAACUAGAGGACAAAGCAAGAGGUUUUUAUCCACUGGUCAGCCUUUGAGCCCCAAGGACCACGAUUCAAAUAAGGAAGGUCAUAAUAUUUUCCCAUUUCCGUACCAAGAGCAACAGCAAAGUUACUAUUAUGAUGUGGAUGAUUUUGAUCAAAACCAGCCGUAUAGUCCCAAUUUUGACCUUCCAGAGCUACCUAUGCAUAAGAAAGCUUCACGGAAUUUCAGUCCCGUUAGCCAUCCAUAUACGAAUGGAGUCCCUAAUUCAUUGUUCAUGGGCCGUACACGAGAGAAAAGAUCUAGUUGUAUUCGAUCGUUCUUAUACACCCUAAUAUGCAUAUUUGUGAUACUUACAGUUGGAUUUAUAUUAGGAUUCGUGAUGGCAACCACCAAGGAUUUGACCGGAGUUAGUAUUAACUCCAUCGAGAACCCUAUUGUUAGCAAAGACGAGCUUGUUUUCAAUAUAGUGGUGGAGGCGUUCAACCCUGGUUGGUUUUCUGUGGAUAUCAAUGAUGUUGAGUUGGACUUGUUUGCACGAAGCGGGUAUCUUCCUGAUGGCGAUGAUAGUGUCCAAAUUAAGCAAAGUGAUGCCAAAGUUGAGACAGUCAAAUUGGGUACGAUCCACUCUCUAGAAUCGACAAUGAACUUUAGAGGUGGCUUUUUCUCGAGAGAGUCUACCGUCCAAAAAGCAGAAAUCAAGUUACUCAAUCCCGGAAAGGAUGUUACAGAACAACAAUUACAAAAACACGAUGGAACCGACCCGGAUAAUACCGAGAAAUGGGAAAUUAUUAGUGAAAAUCCUUUUGAUUUGAUAAUAACGGGGGUAUUGAAGUACGAUCUACCGUUGGUAUCAAACACGCGGUCAGUUGUCGUUAGAAAGAUUGGAUACAUUGAUCCUACAUUAUUCAUUUAG